Molecule: messenger RNA, 198 nt
Organism: Anisakis simplex (herring worm)
Lineage: Eukaryota; Metazoa; Nematoda; Chromadorea; Rhabditida; Anisakidae
Source: the annotation of a GenBank genome assembly
GUCGGCACCACCGCAAUCAAUGGAGCGUUAACGCCUCCGACGAUGGCAAACAGCUCACAGAUGGCCGGCGUAGUUGGUGGAGUUGGUGGUGUGCAGUCGCCUUCCUCCUUGUACGAAGUGAUCUCCGAUGAGGCAUUGCGACAGGUAAGCGAAUGUGGUCGAACCACACACUAUUUAUCAAUGAUUGGAUCAAUAUGA